UGACUUACCAGUGAAACGGGAUGUAAGAGCUGUUGAGAGCGUUUCCGCCUUUAUUUUUACGGUGACAUUAUAGUUUUGUUCGCCUGCUUGGACUUUUUGCACCUCUUUUGAAGGCUGACCUAGACUCGGAUGGAAUAAGAAAAUGUCAAGAAAAGGAAUUAGGAUGGAAUCAGGAAACUGGGUGGCUGUUCUGUCCCUCCUGCUCUCUACAUGCUUUAUUGCAACCGUCACUGCGCUGAUUGAUCCCCUGGUGUUUGAGGAGCAGCUGCUGUGGGUGAGCGGGGCCAACGGGAAUGUACACAGCUACAGGAUCCCGCUCAUCACCUCCACCCCAAAAGGAACCCUUUUGGCCUUUGCAGAGGCAAGAAAGUUCUCAUCUGGCGACAGUGGAGCAAAGUUCAUUGCAGUACGGAGGUCCACUGACAGAGGCAGGGAUUUAUCGGCAAUCGCCGGAAACACCUGGUCUCCAUCCUCCUUUAUCUUGGAUGACGUGGACAACCUGGAUGGUUUAAACCUGGGCUCAGUGGUGGUGGACAGAGCGAAGAACAGCGUGUUCCUGAUCUACUCCCUGUGCUUCCACCUGUACCACUGCAGCCCGGCCAGCACCAUGAUGAUAAAGAGCACGGAUGACGGCCUGAGCUGGAGCGUGCCCAAGAACCUCUCUGUCCAGCUCGGGGUCAAGGCCUUUGCUCCAGGGCCAGGCUACGGCAUCCAAAAGCGCUAUCCGCCAGCAAAGGAUAGACUCGUGGUUUGUGGUCAUGGGACUCUGGAGGGCGACGGCGUAUUUUGCAUCCUGAGCGACGACUACGGCGAGACCUGGUACAACGGCGCGGCGCUGAAGAGCAUCCCUUACAACCAGAAGAAGAGGGCCCAGGACUUCAACCCCGAUGAAUGCCAGCCGGUGGAAAUGAUGGACGGCAGCAUCAUGAUCAAUGUAAGGAACCAGAACAACUACCACUGCCGCUGUCGCAUUGUGGUGCGCAGCACCGACGGAGCGCUGACCCUCCCGGUAGACGAGCUGUUCUUCGACUACGCGCUGGUGGAUCCAGUGGUGGCAGCUGGAGUUCUGCAGAAAAACGGAAUGCUCUUCUUCACCAACCCCUCCAAUGAGCAGCACAGAGUGAAUUUGACGUUACGGUGGUCGAUGACAAACGGCAAGAGCUGGGAAAACAAGGCCGUCCAGAUAUGGGAAAAAGCGAGCGGCUACUCCAGCAUGACAUCAAUGGACAGCGACGCUGUAGCCGAUGAGAAGUACAUCUUUGUCAUCUAUGAGAAGGGUCACACAGACUAUGAUGAGACCAUCUCAUUUGUUAAAAUCCACCUAUAUGGAGGCCGAAAAUCCAGGAAGCAGAAAAACUUGUUCUCACCAGUGACUUUCUCCUUCGGAAAAUACAAGACCCUUAAAGCUCACUUUUUAAAAAAAAAAGAAGUCUCAGGGCUCACCAUACUCAAUGAGCGGACAGCGCAAUGUCAGAGCGCUCUGGGCAAACUGCAAAGGGGAAGGAAGGCAAAACCAAGUAUGCGUCUCUCAACCUGUUUGAUACAUACAAAGGAAAGAGCCUUGAAACACAAAAGCCCGUUGUGGCCCAUCUCUGUUAAUGACCUGCUUUCUUCUCCCUCAUCAGUUCCCGCCCGCCAUGGCCUGCAGUCUCUCGGUAAAGUUGCCUCCGCACGGCGUAUGCCACCCCCUGCCAACCUGCCCAGUCUGAAGGCGGAGAACAAAGGCAACGAUCCCAACGUCUCGCUCGUUCCCAAAGACGGCACAGGAUGGGCAAGCAAACAGGAACCAGCAGACCCAAAGAGUACCGAUGCAUUGUCAGCACCGCAGCCGGAAUCGCAGCAGCCUGUGGCUUCACAGAUACCUGCACCGACCCACCCGAGAACCCCGCCAGCUUCAGAGGUUCUGGCCCCAACUUCAACCCAGGCCGUAGGGGCAAGGUCCUGGGCACAGGCCAGUGUUACACAUGGAACACAAGGGGAUGGUGGAAAGGGAUCAAACCUACCGUCGCCAUUCUCUCGCGAGGAAUUUCCCACCCUGCAGGCGGCUGGCGACCAGGACAAAGUUGGCAAAGAACAGGCCACUGCAGAUCAGUGGUAUGGGCCCGGACCAAGCCUCCGCCCCCAGAACGUUACAAGCUGGCGGGACGGUGGGGGCCGUGGUCUGGCGCCCACCGGGCCUGGGGAGGGGGCAGCAGAGGGUGGCACCGGUGGAUCUCUGGUAAUGGAUGGGGCAGCUGGGGUCGCCCUUCCAAACUCCCAGAACCAUGGGCCACCUAGGAAUUCUCCUGCUGGCAGCCCCGCCUUGCCCCUGCCCCAGCCCCCUGUGGGUCCUGGGUUUCCUGCCUACCGAGGGAUCAUGCCGCCCUUUAUGUAUCCCCCCUAUCUGCCCUUCCCGGCACCCUAUGGCCCUCAAGGGCCCUACAGGUUCCCGCCUCCUGGGGAAGGGCCUCCUCCAAGAUUCGCACGUGGGCAAGGUGGCCCUGAUAGCCGGUCACAUGGCGGCAUGCGUGAUUCAGGUGGAGACGUGGUGAAACGACCUCCUAUCCUAAAGCAGGAUGACCUGAAGGAGCUAGAUGAGCUGGAUCAUGAUGGAGACGAGGGCUGGGCAGGGGCUCAUGAGGAGAUUGAUUACUCCGCUAAGUUGAAGUUCAGUGAUGAUGAAGGAGACGAAGAGGGAGAAGAGGACAGAACAGGGAACAACAAUGACUCACGCGAGCAGCAGAGGUCCCAGGAUGCUCCCACAGCAGCCUCUCACUCUCGAGCCCCGGACAGCGGCAUAGACACCCGUCGCACGCCUCCCUCAAGCGCUGACAAUGGCCCCCAGCCCCCCUCCAGCAAGCCAGGAUGGGCCGAGGAGGGAGGCAGUGGUUGGGGAAAUCAGGGAGCACCGUCCACUUACCAGGGGCGCAGGCCGGGAUUGGGUGGUCCCCGGGAGCAGCCCUCCCCCCCACCUGGGCCGCUCCUCGGACAGGGGCCCUACUCCUUUUACCGACAGGAACGGUCUCACAAUCAGUCUGCUGGCCCGGGGAAACAGCCAGCAGCUGGAAGUCCCAACCCGUCUGCUCAGCCUGGCCUGCUGGUCCCUGGAGCCCAGGGAGAAGAUGAAGACGAGACUUGGCGACAACGCAGAAAGCAGUCAUCCACUGAGAUCUCUGCAGCUGUGGAGCGAGCCCGUCGCCGCCGCGAGGAGGAAGAACGUCGGAUGGAGGAGGAGCGACGUGCGGCCUGUGCUGAGAAGCUGAAGCGGCUGGAUGAGAAGCAGCAGCAGCAACAGGGCAGCAGCACGGGAGCCGGCAGUAAGACCCCCAGUCUCGAUGGAAACUGUGCAGCGGUUACUGCAGGCAGCCCCAGUCCGUCUGUCUCAGCUUCCUCACCAAACAUCAGCCAGCCCCCCUCUCCUUGUGUGGACCAUGAAGAGCCUCCAGUUCUCGUGGUCCAACCAGGAUCCAGUACUGGAACAAAUGACCGCCAGCGAGCUAGCAGCAACAGCAGCUACGACUCCAGUGCAGAUGCCCAACAAUGUUCCCAGCCGGCUGCGUCCCAGCCACAGCAGUCCUCACUGGAAGCACCUUCAACUGGAGAGGGUAAAGAAGAGGCCUUGGGCGGUCCCCACAUUCGUGCUGGAAGUGGAGGUGAACGAGGAGUCGACAUAGUGAAGAUGGAGAAUACCAGUGGGGGAGUAGGUCGCCAAGCCAGUGGUCCUCCCGGUCAGGGAUAUUCAAAGUAUCAGAAGUCUCUUCCUCCUCGCUUUCAAAGACAGCAGCAGGAGCAGCUCCUGAAGCAACAGCAGCAGUGGCAACAACAGCAGCAGCACAGCCAGGCUUCACAAAGCCAGCUGUCCCCACAGCCUCAGGCUCCUCAAGGGCCAUCACCAGGCUCAACACCUCAACCAGGGCCUGGACCAAAGCAGGGGGGGCCCUUGUAUCAACCCGGCAAUAUGGUUCGCCCUCCACCUCUUCCGAUGAACUUUGACCCUCGUUGGAUGAUGAUGCCCUACAUGGACCCUCGCAUGAUUCAAGGUCGCCCUCCACCCAUGGAUUACUAUUCACCGGGGAUGCACCCAUCUGGACUUAUAGGGCGUGAGCGAUCCGAUUCAGGGGGAUCUGGCUCGGAGCCCUUUGACAGGCAGCAGCAGCAUGCGGGACACCCACACCGCGGGACCCCCCCUAUGGAUCCUAAGCUGGCCUGGGGCUCAGAGGUAUUCCCGGGCGGAGGGGAGAACCGUGGGCUAACCUCCCCCCACAGACAGAAGCAACCGUUGGAGGAUGAUGACACAAAGGGGCCCAGGAGUGAUACUCCUCCACACCGCUUGCGUGAGGGUGGAUUGGGACCUAUCCAGCAGCCCAGCUCAUCAUCAGGGGCAUCCAGUCAAACUCCUCCUCCAGUUGGUGCUCAAGCCGGUGCCCAGGCAGGCAGCCACCACCCCCAUCACUACCAUGGUGGGCGAGGCAACUACAGCAACUUUCCUGAUCAGGGUGGAAGGAUGCCCUCCCACCAACAGCAUCAGAGAGCGGAUGAUAGGGGAAACCAGCCACACGGCUUCCCCCACUCAGAGGAGGGGCCAUCCCGAGGAGCUCAGCAGGGCCAGAUAUGGGGAGCGCCACAUCCCCACUACGAUCGUAAUGGCCGAGCAGAGCAUCCUCCCGUGGAAAGCAACUCUCAUCACCACCACCAUCAUGGCCACCACCCUCAGCAGGCUCACUUUCCGCACCACCCCCAUAAGGCAGAACACAAUCGGGACAGGGCUGGCGAUGGCCAAACUAAGAAGAAUGGUUCUUCUCCCCCUCUCCAUCAACCUUCUCUGUCAUCCUCCUGCUCGUCUUCUUCCUCUUCCUCUGCCAGGGAUGAUGGCAAAGCACAGCACCAUCACCCACCCCAGAGAGAGGGUGAAACUGGCGUCAGCCAUAGCGGUAAUGCCAGCAACAGUCACGCAAAACAGGAGAAGACGGGCUCGUCACAUGCACCUCAUUCCACCAUCACCUCAAGCCCGCCUCCCUCUCAGCAUGGUGGCCAUAAUCAGUCGCAGCAGCAUCCCCAUCCCCAUCCCCAUCCCCAUCCUAAAACGAACCAAAGAGGAGGGCGGGAGCACAAGACGGAGACUCAAUGGGGCCCACGGCCAGGAAGCAGCAGUAUGGGUGGGGGAUCCUCUCAUGGCAGAAGGGCCAACAAUGCAGGAGGUGGGAACAACCCUCGUGGAGGAGACGAUUCCUCCAAUGCUGCAUCGGACCACAAACCCUCCAGCCAGAGUGGCGGCGGUCCCAACAGGCGGGCGGGUCCAAUUAAGAAGCCAAUGCUGAAAGAAAUGAAGAGAGAGGGAGGGGAAGCUGAUGGAGGAGAAAAAACAGGUGGAAAAGAAAAGGAUCAAGAUGGUGGCCAGAUGGCCUCCACGAAGCAGGAAGCCUCCUCCAACACCUCAGUUCAGUCUAAAGAUGAGCAUGCCCAGGUAGCCAAACCAAGGAAUGGAGGAAAAGAACGAUCCUCAGGUGCAGGUGGAGGAGGCUCAGGUAGAGGGCCCAAAGAUCUAGAUGCUGCAUCAGGAUUUUCAGGAUCUUCCUCCAGGAAGGACAGAGAUCGCUCCUUUGAAAUAGGCGGCAGCUCCCACCACGGAGUCCCUCCCAAAGGCAACAGGGCCAGCCGAGGUCGAGGCGGAGAGUUCUACGGGCGUGGCCGUGGUUAUCGGGGCAGCUACACAGUUAGCGCCGGACCCACCAGUAACGGCCGGGGCAGAAUGGGUGGUAGGAGCGGUAGAGACUACCGUUCAACAGUUGGCGGUGGCCAUCACCAGGAAGCCAAGGGUGACGGAGCCGGUGGAAGGCAUGGCCAGGAUCGCUCCCAGCAUAACCCUGCCAGAGCCAGAAACCGCAGUGAAACCCGCAGUGAGGGCUCAGAGUAUGAAGAAAUGCCCAAAAGAAGAAGAGAGCGAGGCUCCGAGACUGGCAGUGAGAGUGGUGCAAGUGAUAUCGGCCACUCAGACAAAGAAGACAACCACAAACCCACCACCAAGAAUGGUUCUGAUAAUGUCAACCCCACAGGAAACAUUUCAUCUGCCCCGCCCAGAGGGUCACAGGCCCGCGUCUUCACACCAAGGGGUGUGCCCUCUAGGAGGGGCAGGGGUGGGGGCGGUGGGGGAGGAAACAUCUACAGGGGAAGUGGGAAUAUUGGAGGAAUGGCUGGGGGACACCGGGUUGGACCCAACUCUGGUUCUCACGGUGGUUCAUCCAAGUCAUCAGCUUCAGGCAGGAAACAGCAAGGUCAGCCACAAACCUCCGGCCCCAAAGAAUUUGGUCGGGGUGGAAAUGCCGGAGAAAAGAAGGACAAGGUAGCUGAUGGAAGUCAAACUCAGAAUCAGGGGGCCACUCCCCCUCAGCCAUCCUUGCCUGCCACAGCCCCUGCUCCUCUCAGUUCUUCUGAAAAUGGAGGGGUCCCGCCCCAGCAAGCUUCAACCAAUCCUGCACCAAACCCCGGAGGGCCGAACGCGCCCCCUCCUCCAAACCAGCGCGGGUUUGAGAGACCCCCUCGACGCCGCCGUCAUGGACGCUCUCAGCACCAGCAGGACAAACCACCCCGCUUCCGAAGACUGAAGGAGCGAGAGAAUGCGGCGCGCAUCAACGGAGGGGUCGGGGUCAUCGGGGGUGGAAGACCAUCGUCUCCCUCUGUGACCUCAGUUCAGGACAGUAACGGAGCGCCAGUCUCUGCUCCCAUCACGGCAAAUGCCCAAAAUGCUAAUCACAGCGCCGCCCUAACAUCCAAUAGCAACAGUGGUAGCGGGCUUCUUAACAAUGCAAACAACCACCACCACCACCACUACAACCAAGGCACCGCUGGCCCCAACCACCCCCAACACCACCACAACCACGGAGCAAAGUCACCUGACUUCACCAACCAGAACUCAGACCAGGCCAACGAGGAGUGGGAGACCGCCUCCGAGAGCAGCGACUUCACCGAGUUCAGAGACAGGGAUGGAGGGGGAGGGGGAGGGGGGGGGGGAGGGGGAGGCGGAGGGGGGAAACCAUAUGCCUCUCACCAUCACCACCACCCGGGACGGGGUGGAGGGGGCGGCGGCGGAGGGGGAGGUCCAGCAGAGCGCGAUAUGAUGGGCAAAGACCCCGCAGCCAAUAAAAGAAGCUUCUCAAGCCAGCGUCCUGGGAUGGAUCGACAGAACCGGCGGGUCAAUACUGGAGGAGGGGGAGGCGGAGGCAGAGGCCCACGAGGCCCACCUGGUGGCGGCGGUUCUGGCGGGCCCGGCAGCGGAGGCGGCAACAGAGGGGAGAAGCGAGGCAACUGGCCUUCGCCGAAAAAUAGGAAGUGA
Molecule: messenger RNA, 7309 nt
Organism: Menidia menidia (Atlantic silverside)
Lineage: Eukaryota; Metazoa; Chordata; Actinopteri; Atheriniformes; Atherinopsidae
Source: the annotation of a GenBank genome assembly